GAUGUAACUUCCUUGUGACGUCACAAUAUUGAUGACGUCUUGACAACAGUUGUAUUAUCAAGAUGGCUAACGUGAUAAAUGACUUAAGAUUUUACCUACAGCGUCUACGCAUGAAAUAUAUGAGUUCCUGUAAGAGUGGAGGUGCAGAUCAUAACACAAAUAAUGCUGCAGUAGUGCAUACAAACAAACACGGAGGUACACUUAGGCUUAGAAAUGGUCCUCUCACUUACACUUUUGGAAAUACAAACCAAUUCCGUUUACCCGGAAAGUAUGCCGGUGUUCAAUGUACGAGCAUGGCCCUAGCAGCCAUUAUACAUCAAAAGUCUUACCCUAACUUGACACCUGUUGGAAUAAAUGCUAUUUUAGCCGAAGGAGACAAACUACACACUAGACUAAGAGAUGACAUUAGGAUAAGUGAAAACCCGGACAGGAAAGUGGCGAUCGAUGAGUUUCCAAGUGAAAGUUACUUGCAUGUUGGAAGUGUAUUUGGAAGAGACACCUAUGUCCGCUUGACACGCCAGUGCGAAUAUGUUUUCACCUCAAUGAUUGAAGGUUUCGAUGGAUUGCAAACCAUAGAGGAAUAUGUCACCCAUUGGUUCAGUAAAAGGAAAAUGCGAAAGCUUGGAUUUUUGCUGACCGUUGGUGUGUAUUCCCAUGGUAUAAUAAUGAAUGAAGAUGGAAGUGUCAGUUUGUUUGACUCCCAUGGGCAGCUGAAACACGAAAGAAAAGUAUUCACGUCUUUGGCGGGAGCUGUGAAUUUUCCUUCCGUCAAAGAGCUUGCUGAUUUCUUGAGAAGUAUGUAUGGGGAGGGCAGAAGCGCUGCAAUUGCUCUGGUCAGUGUGCGUUUCCCUGGAUCAUCUCGAGAAGGGUUUUGCAAGAAAGCCACUGAUCAUGAGCAGGCUGAAUUUGGUUAUCAACCAUUCUGCAUGAAAGUAACUGACACUUCUGCAAGCUUCAUCCUGCCAGAAAUCCAAAUAGAAGGUGAAAACAUCAAUGAAAAUGUGAAGAGCUUGGAGGAAGAUGAUGGCGUGUCAGCGUAUGUAAUGCUUCUAGGAGGUGGGACUUAGAGUGCAGGGCAGAGUGAGACGGAGAUGGGAGGGCUAGCAAGUUCUGCCGGGUUGAAUAUAUGGUUGUGUAGUUUGGGAUCAGAUUUGUCAGACAUAAUAAAAUUUGCUUGUAGGACAUUGACGGAAGAAACUUGAAAUUAGUGUGGAGUGCUACCUUAAGGUUGUGUAGUUUGGGAUCAGAUUAAUGUCAGACAUAUUGCUUGUAGGACAUUGACGGAAGAAACUAAAAAAUUUCAAGUGUGGAGUGCUACCAUUUGAAUUUGUUAAAGGUCGCUACUUCAAAUACUGGAGCAGCAGUGUUGGCCACAUUCUUACACACGACUUUUACCACAAAACAUGUGACUGGAAACCAUGGGUGGAGAAGACAUGUGGUCUAUACCAUGUGCCAAUGGAACUAUGCUGUGCACUAAUGGACUGUGGCGCAUCUAGAAGUUUGGACGCUUUAGGAGCGCCUCAUGACAUGAUUGAACAGUGUAACAUGACAGACGCUGUAACGGCAUUUCAAUCCAUCAAUAAGAGGGACAAUCAUAUAGACACUGACCAGCCUUCAACAAGUCGGAUGUGCAGAAAAUAUUUAUUCAAAAGUUCAAACUUUACGAGACGAUCUAACAUUAAUAGUCGCUCAGCAAAGCAAACACAUUGAUGAGAUGAUGUUAACUAUGAAGUCUCUUCAAGAUUGGCUGUCUUCUCUUGAACAAUCAAGACCAUCGGGGAGUUCUACAACAAACAACAACGCUUGGGACUCACAGAACGAAACUAUGAAUCUGAAUAAUGGAAGCUUAUGAUAUCAACAUUUAGUAGAUCCAGUCAAUCGGACGACUCGGAUAUCUCGAUUACAGCGAGUGGUGUUUUAUUCGAAGAAGGGGAGGACCUAUUACAGAAAUCACAGGACAUUAUUGAUGCCUUAAGAAAUAACGUCUCAGAUAACGUCUCCAUAACAUGCGUGUGCCGACUUCCUUCUCGCUUCAGAAAUAGGCCUCCACUUUUGAAAAUAAGUUUUCGAAAUCUUGAAGAAAAGGUUGUGGUACUAAGAAACAAAAUAUCACUUAAGAAUACAACACACUUUAAAACUGUAUAUUUGAAAAGCUGUAAAUCUCAUGCUGAGCGACUUAUAGAAUUAAAUACGUGCACCAUUCUAAGACAACUUCCGGGAGGCAAUAACUUCCGGGUUGAUGCAAAUGUACAAGACAGCAACAGAGAACAGAUCUUAGGAAGCGUUCCGUCCCGAUGGAAAAAUUACGAUCGCCCAAAUUAAUAUGUGCGGAUGGACUAAUGAAAAUAAUAACUUGCGUUCAGCCAUAACUUAUGCUUUAAAUUCAGACAUAAUAUAAAUUUGUGAAACACACUACGUGAAAAUAACAUUAGUCAUUAUUGAAGUGGAAGGUUAUACAUAGUAUGGUUUUAAUAGAACUGCAAUACACAGAAAUGCCCCAAAAGCUUCCGGUGGUGUUGGUAUACUUGUGAAAAAAAGUUUGACUGAAUACUUCUCAGUGGUCUGGAAGUAAUCGGCAAAUCUUCUGAAGGAAUUUUAGCGUUGCGUUUUAAACACAAAGAGCCAGAUUCAGAUUUUAUUGUUUUCUCGUGCUAUCUACCACCGGAAAACUCAUCUAGAGGCAGAGAUGCUCAAUCGUUUUUUCACUCACUUAUUGACACAGAUAUACACAUACAGGGAAUGUGAUAAUAUUUUGAUCUGCGCUGACUUCAACGCCAGAAUAGGUAGCUUAUCUGAUGUUAUUUUUGACUGUGACACAAUCCCACCGCGAGAAAUAUUAGACAAAACUAUAAAUCAACAUUGUCACGAUUUUAUAGAUUUCUUACAUGAUUCAAAAUUUUGUGUAUUGAACGGACGCUUUGACAAUGAUAACUAUACAUCUAUAUCGAGAUGAGGUAAAGCGGUGGUGGAUUUUAUGUAUGUACCACACUGAACAUUCAUGCAAUGUCAAAAUUUUCGCUUGUUAACAGUACAAGAUAUCGUAGAUCACCACGGCUUGCAUGGAUUAUAAGGGGAACGUGGCUUGCAUGGAUUAUUAGGGGAACGUGCCCGCUUACCUGAUCACAGUUUUUUAGUGAUCAAAUUCAAAUGUGAUCACUUGUAUAACUGUCAGGAUUUUAACACUGCAAAAACGUGCAAUGACUUACGUUUUAAAUUAAAACAAAUUCCACCAGAUUUUAUGGACAGUGAACUUGCCAGGUCUGCCAUAAUGAAUUUAAUAAGAAAUAUUGAGUUAGCAAGAGAAUCACAAUCUGGAAUCGACUCAGUAUACCACGAAUUUUGUGACAGCUUAUAUGAUUAAAUGUCACAAAGUAUUCCAACAGUUAGUGUGUCCCAUAAAACACAUAAACGUCGGAAACAAAACAAGUCACAUUGGAAUGAAUCCUUACAAGACAUCUGGGAUAAUUUACGCCAGAAGGAGCGAGCAUUUUUAAAGUGCGCUGGGCCUAACCAACAGGGAGCUAGACAAAGAAAUGAAUACAUUGCCACUCGAAACGCUUUUGAUAAAUUAUAACCGCAAACCAAACGCGCUUACAAAUAUACACAAGCAAUUGACAUAGAAAAGCUAUCUACAAGAGACCAAAAUGAAUUCUGGAGGAAAAUCAAAGAACUAGGUCCGAAACCUGAUAAAUCAAUAACCGAUUGAAAUUAUCGAGAAAGGUACGAUAAAUCGCGAUGAAAGUGCAGUCUUCGAACGAUGGAAACAAGAAUUCGAAAAUCUAUACAAUCAUGAUGAUAAUUGUGAUUUUGACGACGGACAUUAUAAUCGGGCCUUGAUACACAAACAUUUAUUAGAAAUGGAUAUCCAAGAUCCAUUAUAUACACCAAAUGAACAUAUGAACUCAAAUAUUACUAUUGAUGAAAUAACAAAUAUAAUCAUGCGUGCAAAAUCUGGCUCAGCCCCUGGGCUUGACAAGAUUCCUUACGAUGUCCUUAAGUACCCAGCUGUCAUAAAAAUGCUCCAAAAACUGUUCCGGUUAAUAUUUGACAUUAGUCUCAUUCAUUCACUAUGGAGAAAGGGGAUAAUCUUCCCAAUUUUAAAAGACUCUGCAUCUGACAAGCGUGUCCCGUUAAAUUAUCGUGGUAUCAGUCUAUUAUCGUGCACUAGUAAACUGUAUAGCUCUCUAAUCAACAUAAGAUUAACCAACUAUCUCGAAAACAACGAAUUACUUGCAGAUGAACAAAACGGAUUUAGGACAAAACAGUCUUGUGAAGAUCACAUUUUCGUGCUCAACAGCGUCAUUAAGAAUAAUAGCGCGGUAUACACCACAUUCAUAGACCUGAAAAAAUGCUUCGACUUUAUAGAUAGAGACAUGUUGUUAUACAAACUUCUACUUAACAAGAUGAAUGAAAAGAUAUACAAUUCAAUCAAAAACAUUUAUACAAGCACUGUUUCAUGUAUUUGAAUAAAUAACGAAUUGACAGAAUGGUUCGAUUGCUCAACAGGUGUGAAGCAGGGAUGUAAUCUUUCCCCAUCCUUGUUCACUGUCUUUGCAAAUGAUUUAGUUCAAGACUAUUGUUGUUUUCCUUCAUUUACCAAACGUCUUAUCUUGAAUAUACAUGUAUAUACAAUGAAACUACAUUGUAUAUGGAAAAGGCUUAUUGUAUACCGCAUAACAUUUUUUCAGGAAUGUCAGUAAGAAGUUUCAUUUAAAGGAGUCCAGAUUUGUCCGGCGGUCGGUAUACUGGCUAGUUGACAUAUAUAAAGUCAAAGUGGGGCAUCACAUGCAAAACUAUUACACGCACGGACUUGUUAGAUGUGGAAUUGACUACGCAAUGAGGGCAUUCAAUGUGGAAAGAUGGCAAAUUGAAUUAUACAAACUUGUUUUAAAAUAAAGUUUUGUUACAAGCUAUAUUUCGAUGUUAAUAAUAAAGACGAAUUACAUGAACAUCUCUCUUUUGCGUGAGCAAGUUUCAUCUUUUUUUUUUACCUGACCAUUACCAAU
This is a messenger RNA of Ruditapes philippinarum (Manila clam), 5006 nucleotides long. RefSeq lists its product as uncharacterized. The record is from RefSeq and is a predicted model, not a curated record. Bases 63 to 1067 code for a protein of 334 amino acids. The transcript is spliced from 9 exons. NCBI's taxonomy places the organism in Eukaryota, Metazoa, Mollusca, Bivalvia, Venerida, Veneridae.